Molecule: messenger RNA, 2627 nt
Organism: Melanaphis sacchari
Lineage: Eukaryota; Metazoa; Arthropoda; Insecta; Hemiptera; Aphididae
Exons: 4
Coding region: 372-2627 (751 amino acids)
Biological process (GO): G protein-coupled receptor signaling pathway
Cellular component (GO): plasma membrane
Molecular function (GO): G protein-coupled receptor activity
Source: RefSeq, a predicted model, not a curated record
CUCCUGUCGGCCAUCGGACCGUCCUGCGCCGGUGACGGGCGACCGACGGCCGCGGCCGUCGUCGCGCUGACGUCCCCGCGGUGUCCGGAUGUGGCCGAGCCGUCGCCCGUAUGCGGGUGAACCGAUGACCUGUCCGCGGUGCAUGAGCAGGAGGAGGAGUGGGAGGAGCGGCUGCAGCGACAGCAGCGGCGCGCGUUCGGCCACGGUCCGCCACCACCGGUUGCGGUCUAGCAUCACCUAGGCACGGAGGCCGACACGGCGACACCCCGCCCGUACCGCCACCCAGACCACCGUCACCGCCACCGCAAACGCCAUCACCAACGCAUCACCACCGCCACCGCCAACGCCACCGCUGCGCCGCGGCCAUACGCAUGAUUUCCGCCCUGGACGUGAUCGCGUUCGGCAACGACAGCUCGCCGCUGACGGUCGCCGGCAAUGAUACGGCGGGCGGCGCCGCGCCCUCGCCCAACGACACGGCCGCCAACGGCGUCAUUCAGUUCCUCGACGACGACCUGUCGUUCCCCGGUUACAUACGCACCACGUGCAUGGUGGUGUGCGUCAUCAUACUGGGCGUCGGCGUGGUCGGCAACAUGAUGGUGCCGAUCGUCAUACUCAAGUCCAAGGACAUGCGCAACUCGACCAACAUAUUUCUGAUGAACCUGAGCAUCGCCGACCUCAUGGUGCUGCUCAUAUGCACGCCCACCGUAUUCGUGGAGGUAAACUCCAGACCAGAAACGUGGGUGCUCGGCGAGGAGCUAUGUAAGGCAGUGCCUUUCGUUGAGCUCACGGUAGCCCAUGCUUCCGUACUGACAAUACUGGCCAUCAGCUUCGAACGAUAUUACGCUAUUUGCGAACCGCUGCGCGCCGGUUACGUGUGCACCAAGACCAGAGCAAUGAUCAUCUGUCUGCUAGCCUGGGGACUGGCCGCACUGUUCACUAGUCCGAUCACGAUGAUCUCGGAAUACACGCAAAUGGACUACAUCGACGGUACCAAGGUGCCGGUGUGCCUGACCAAGGCCAACACGUUCUGGCCGAUAGCGUUCUUCGUGGCCAUCAUCGGCGCGUUCUUCGUGGUACCGCUUUUCGUGCUGGUCGUCCUGUACACGGUGAUCGCGGCGCACCUGAUGGCCGACCCGGGCACCAGCUGCACGGACAGCGCCUGUAACCAGCGCGCCCGCCGGCAGGUGGUGCUCAUGCUGGCCACCGUCGUCCUAUCGUUCUUCGUGUGCCUGCUCCCGUUCCGCGUGUUCACCAUGUGGAUCAUACUGGUGCCCGAGCACACGUUCCUGGACCUGGGCCUCAAGCACUACUACAUCAUACUGUACGCGUCCCGGGUCAUGGUCUACCUGAACUCGGCCGUCAACCCCAUCCUGUACAACCUGAUGUCGUCGAAGUUCCGGCGCGGCUUCUGCAAGCUCUGCCGGUCCCAGUGCGGUGGCGGCGCCGACGGCGUGGACGACGGCUACGACAGCUACGACGCCGGCGCGGGCGACGGUUGCGGCGUCAUCGGAUGUGGCGGGCGGAGGCGCAGGCGCCGCAGACGCCGUCGGGACGUGUUCCGGCUCCGGCACACCGGCACGCUCACCACUACGUUGUCGAGGUCGUGCAGCGGACCGCAGACGCGAACCACCGACGGCACCGUCGCCGAAUGCAGAAACGGCACGGGCAACGGUUCGGCACAGCGCCGGCCAAUGGACGUCACCGGCGCGGCCGCGGCAGUCGUCACCGCCUUGCUCGGUCGUCGUCGCGGCGUGAAGACGCGUCUGCAGGUCGACGACGAUCGGCUCAAAGAGAGUUUUCUGCCCGAAUAUCACUGGGAAGAGUACGUGGACGGUACACUGGUGCCGGUGUGCCGCACCGAGGCGUUCACCGUGUGGCCGGUGCUGUUCUUCAUCGGCACCAUAUCCGUGUUCUUCGUGGUGCCGCUGUUCGUGCUGUCCGUGCUGUACGUGAUCAUCGCCCGGCACCUGAUGGCCAACCCGGGAACGGUGGCGCCCAACACCAACCGGGCGGCGCUCCGGUACCGCCGGCAGGUGGUGCUCAUGCUGGGCACCGUGGUCGUGUCCUUCUUCAUGUGCCUGUUGCCGUUCCGGGCGCUCAUCCUGUGGAUCAUCCUGGCGCCGCCCGACUACAACAUCAUGGAGCUGCUGGGCGUCAAGAACUUCUACCUGCUGCUGUUCUUCAGCCGCAUCAUGCUGUACAUCAACUCGGCGCUCAACCCCAUCCUGUACAACCUCAUGUCGUCCAAGUUCCGGGACGGGUUCCGGCGGCUGUGCGGCCUGCGCCGCGGCCCGUGGGCCAACCGACACCUGGGCCGCAAGGGCACGGUGACCACGACCUCGGCGCACGCGGGCGGCUCGGCCACCGGCGGCACCACCACCACCACCACCACCGCCACGUCGAGCGUGAAGAGCGACGGGGCCGGCAACGACCGGGCGACCGCCGCGGCCACGGCCAACAUGUACGCCCGGAUGAAGCGCAACGGCGUCACCGUCGUGUCGGCGGUCGAUCGGAGCGACCGGACGUCCGGCGCCGGCGGCCGGCGGAUCAUCAAGCGGUUGAACAACAUCACCACGGCGAGCAUGCUGAAACUCCAUCAGCCGUUGCCGCACGAGAGUUACGUCUGA